Molecule: messenger RNA, 243 nt
Organism: Dibothriocephalus latus
Lineage: Eukaryota; Metazoa; Platyhelminthes; Cestoda; Diphyllobothriidea; Diphyllobothriidae
Source: the annotation of a GenBank genome assembly
AUGCGUCUGUUCGCUGACGAGGGGCGAGCCAGUUGGCACGCCAACUUGCCAACAAUUAAAACAGCCGCAUGGGAAUUAACUUCACGCGGGCCCAUCUCGGAGAGGCAAAUACUAAUCAGCAGCGAACAGGCCGAUCAAAACUGGCUGCUUCCAGACGACCAAAAGGCUAACACCCCAGCUUCCGCCUCCAUAGCCGCUGCCGCCGCAGCUGCGAUAGCUUCCCUCGAGAAGAAGGCCGCCAAG